CAUCUACAAGUGGUGUUUGUUUGCCACUUUGCCUUUGAUUUGACGAAACAGAAUAUUCAAAAUUAUUCAACAAAAUUAACAAAACAAAAAAAACAAUUAAGAAUCCCCAAUGAAAAUUAUUCUAUAAAAAAAAGUUAAGAAUCUGAAUUAUGUUAUUUUAUUCAUUAAUAAAUAUGCAUAGCUCUCCGAGUAAACGAAACCGAGAAGAAAAUCAAUCUCUUCGUUUCACUCUCGAAACCAAAUUAUUUUCUUCUCUAUUUCACUAUUCACCCUUCCUUUUUCUCAUUUUAAUUUCAAUUUUUGUUGUUGCAACAUAUCUAUUUGAUUUCACUACUCGUUUGUUUCUUGUUUUCUGUUUUCGUUUUUGUUGUUUUUGUUAUAUCUUUCGCUUCACGUGAAAGUGAAGAACUUAUCUAAAGCUUGCUCGUAUAAAAAUAACAAAUUCAGUUCUACUCGUUCGAAUUCGGUCAUUGUAACGUGUGAAAAAGAAGAAGAAAAGAAAUGGUCCAUAAGAAAAUAAGAUUCAUAUUAUGGGUACUAUUGUUGUUGUUGGGUUGUUUUGUGAUUGUUUCCGGUGAGAGAAAGUUUGUGAAAAUUCAAGUACCAAGUUUUAAUGUUACUUCUAUGAUUCAAGAACAAGAACACAGUUUUCUCAGAAAAGCUGUUAAUUUCUUAUGGAAAUCUGAUGGAUCGGGUUAUACGCACGUGUGGCCGGAAAUGGAAUUUGGGUGGCAAAUUGUGUUGGGUUCUUUUAUUGGAUUUUGUGGAGCUGCGUUUGGGAGUGUUGGAGGAGUUGGUGGUGGUGGUAUAUUUGUUCCUAUGCUUAGUCUUAUUAUUGGUUUUGAUCCUAAAACUUCUACGGCUAUUUCUAAAUGUAUGAUAAUGGGUGCAGCUUUGUCAACUGUUUACUACAACCUUAGACUAAGACAUCCUACCUUAAAUAUGCCAAUAAUUGACUAUGAUUUGGCACUUCUCAUUCAACCUAUGCUCAUGCUUGGUAUCAGCAUUGGAGUGGUCUUCAAUGUUGUGUUUCCUGAUUGGAUGGUCACUAUAUUGCUCAUUAUUCUUUUCUUAGGCACAUCAACAAAAGCAUUCUUUAAAGGGAUGGAGACAUGGAAUAAGGAAACCAUAAUGAAAAAGGAGGCUGCUAGGAGACAAGAAUCAACUGGUUCAGGAGAAUACAAAGCUCUUCCAACUGGACCAGAUGUUGCCACUGAAAAGGAAGACACCAAGGUGUCUAUGUUUGAAAAUGUUUACUGGAAGGAGUUUGGGCUACUAGCAUUUGUUUGGGUUUCAUUUCUUGCGUUACAGAUUGUUAAGCAAAACUACACGACUACGUGUUCUACUGCAUAUUGGGUACUGAACUUGUUGCAGAUUCCGGUCUCGGUUGGGGUAACUGCGUACGAGGCAACUGCGUUGUUCACAGGAAAAAGAGUAAUAGCUUCUGUUGGUGAUCAAGGGAAAGAAUUUACAGUUAUUCAGUUAGCCAUCUAUUGUGUCUUCGGCAUGUUGGCCGGUAUAGUCGGUGGAAUGCUGGGACUAGGAGGCGGGUUCAUUAUGGGUCCACUUUUUCUUGAGCUUGGUGUUCCUCCUCAAGUGUCGAGCGCGACAGCCACGUUCGCGAUGACAUUCUCCUCGUCUAUGUCUGUCGUGGAAUACUACUUGCUCAAACGAUUUCCGGUUCCUUAUGCUCUUUACUUAAGCCUGGUGGCUACUAUUGCGGCCUUGGUUGGACAACAUAUUGUGAGAAGGCUUAUCAUAUUAUUUGGAAGAGCUUCUCUUAUCAUCUUUAUUUUAGCCGGCACAAUAUUUAUCAGCGCGGUCUCACUAGGUGGAGUUGGCAUUUCAAAUAUGGUGCACAAGAUUGCAAUGCAUGAAUAUAUGGGAUUUGAGAAUAUAUGCAAGUAUGGGUCAUAGCACUUUUGGGAAGAUUAUUUUUUUAGUGUGUUUACAUUAUAUUCAAGUUAGGCCAAGAGCUAAGGUUUUCAAGAUUAGAUUUUGUAUUCUGUUAGAAGGUGUAAUUUGUAUUAUUAUUGCCGAGUCAUGUAGUGAUUAUGUAGGAAACUCAUAAACUUAGAUUUAUUCACCCUCUUCAAGUCAUUUAGAUUUUUUAAGGCUUAUGUGAUGUGACUCUUAUUGUGUCAUUCAAUGAAAAUUUGACAAUAA
Molecule: messenger RNA, 2166 nt
Organism: Lathyrus oleraceus (garden pea)
Lineage: Eukaryota; Viridiplantae; Streptophyta; Magnoliopsida; Fabales; Fabaceae
Product: sulfite exporter TauE/SafE family protein 3
Exons: 12
Coding region: 502-1917 (471 amino acids)
Biological process (GO): protein ubiquitination
Cellular component (GO): membrane; Cul4A-RING E3 ubiquitin ligase complex
Source: RefSeq, a predicted model, not a curated record